This is a messenger RNA of Esox lucius (northern pike), 1602 nucleotides long. RefSeq names its product lysophosphatidylserine lipase ABHD12-like. The transcript is spliced from 13 exons. Gene Ontology annotation, molecular function: monoacylglycerol lipase activity; phosphatidylcholine lysophospholipase A1 activity. Gene Ontology annotation, cellular component: endoplasmic reticulum membrane. NCBI's taxonomy places the organism in Eukaryota, Metazoa, Chordata, Actinopteri, Esociformes, Esocidae. The record is from RefSeq and is a predicted model, not a curated record. The coding region runs from base 244 to 1305 and encodes 353 amino acids. Gene Ontology annotation, biological process: monoacylglycerol catabolic process; phosphatidylserine catabolic process.
CUGCCAGCAGAAUACAUCUAAAACCAAAUGUCGAGAACAGUUAGUUAAACUCUGAGGUUACUCUGGGUCACCUUAACACAGCUAAACUCCUCCCUAAUGUCCUAAUCAAUGGUUUCUGUACUUCCAUCUUUUUGAAGUAGAAAAAAACAAGAGUAGGCGCAUAGAUGUCAAUGUAGUUCCGAUCAUAGUCUCUGAAGUUAAAGAGGAAGACUGGUGGCAAGUAAACAGUUGAAACGACUCAGGAUGAGAAAGAGGACUGGAAACCGUCACUCCAAGGAGCAGACGAUUGGAGUUGAAGCUGGGGUGGCGAGUGCACAGCUAAAACCUAGCUCCCAUUUUUUGUGGUGGUUCAAAAGAGGACUUUUGGCUGUGUGUUUCAUUUAUGUUUCAGUGCCUUUCAUGAUGCAACCUUACAUCAUAAAAAAGAUUGUGUAUUCUUACAGAGUCAGGGUCCCAUUAUUCAUCGACCAUAGCCAGCCAGCCGAACUGUCUCUUAACCAUACAGUGAACAUGUACCUUACAUCAGAGCAAGGAAUCUCAUUGGGUGUAUGGCACACAGUCCCCGAAAGUCAGUGGAAAGAAGCACAAGGAAAGGACUUGGAAUGGUACCAAAAGUCUUUGGGAGAUGGAAGUCCGAUCUUCAUUUAUCUCCAUGGAAAUACAAACACAAGGGCAGCAAGUCAUCGUGUGGGAGUAGUAAAGGUCCUCAGUGCACUGGGAUACCAUGCUUUGUCUUUUGACUACAGAGGCUUUGGGGACUCCAGCGGGGAGCCCACUGAAGUUGGACUAACCACUGAUGCCCUCUACCUGUACCACUGGGUUAAAGCUCGCAGUGGAAACAGUCUGGUGAUAUUCUGGGGACACUCCCUUGGCACUGGGGUUUCCACCAAUACUGCAGUCAAACUAAUGGAACAAGGGAUUAUAGUUGAUGGUGUUAUCCUUGAGGGAGCUUUUGCCAACACUCGAUGGGCUGGUUCAUUUCAUCCAUUUGCCUGGUAUUAUUGGAACUUCCCUGGUUUUGAGUACUUGAACCCAUUGCCAGAAUACAAUUUAACUUUUCCUAAUGAUGAAAACUUGAAAAUGAUGAGGAGUCCCCUCCUGAUCCUUCAUGCUGAGGAUGACCACCUAGCGCCUAUUGACAUUGCUCAGCAGCUGUAUGAAAUAGCACAGGCAGCCCAGAAGUCAGAGAAUGGAGUAAAGAUGAUACGGUUUAAUGGAUCGCUUGGCUACCUUCAUAAUGGGUUGUAUAAAGACCCUCACCUGCCAGACAUCAUUCGGGAAUUUGUACAUUCAUUGUCCCCUUAAUCCAGAGAUCUAUGCAGAAGAGCCAUUGGACAUCAAUUGUUUGACCUAAUAUUGUAAUGAAGUUCAAUUGUUUUUAUUAUGCAAAGACAGAGUCUAAGGUCCAGUGCUCAGACAAGCACUUAUAAUUCAAUUCAUUAUUUUCCAGACAUAGGUUAUUUGCAAUUAACAAACUAUAAGUAAUUCAUUUGUUGACUGAAUGUGAUGAAUAAUGAUUAGUCAAUGUGUUAAGCUUAUAACAAAUUAUUUUUGUUGAUUACUUUUUAACAUAAAACCUGAUAAACAGCUUUUAGAAUUUUA